AUGUGUGACAUGGGAGCACUCAAUAACCUAAUUGCCAACACGGUUUACCUGCAGGCCAGGAAAAGUGUGGACGGAGAUAUCAAGGAAAUGAGAAAAAGAUAAAGCUUGUUCCUACCAAGCCAAGCGCAUUGCGUUUCAGUGAUGCAAAAUAUUGAGACUGAAGUGUCUGAACUACAACCAAUUGGCAAAGCAUUGUUCCAUCAUCUUACAGUAUCAGUCACAGAAUAUCAAGCUGCUGUUGACUUCAUAAAUGAAGUUUCCAACUUAUAUCUGGCUGAGAAUGGGGUAAAGGAGAACCUGCGACAGAACAUUGUAACUAAAUUUCUGAAAGCUGAUUCGAAAAAUUACCUGUCCUUCCUCAGCCACGAACUGGCCGAUAAAUGUAAAACUGUUGCAGAAAAAGAAUCCGAGGAACUCCUGGCUCUGGCUGAAUCAGAAGCUGAAACGUUCCUCAUGGGACAACCUUUCCAGGACUUUCUAAACAGUCCAUUUUUUGACAAGUACUUGCAAUGGAAAACCUUUGAACGUCAGCCUACUGACAAAUAUUUUAUUCAGUACAGAGUUUUAGGCAAAGGAGGAUUUGGAGAGCUGUGUGCCAUACAAGGGAAAAAAUCUGGCAAAAUGUAUGCGUGUAAACAGUUAGACAAGAAACGACUAAAAAAGAAACAGGGAGAGGAUAUGGUCCUCCUUGAGAAAGAAAUCCUGGAAAAUGUUUGCAGACGAUUUUUUGUCAAUCUAUCUUAUGCUUCUGAAACCAAGACCCACCUCUGCUUAGUUAUGACCUUGAUGAAUGGAGACCUAAAAUUUCACAUUUAUCACAUUGGAGAAGAAGGAAUUGAAAUGAACCGUGCAGUAUUUUACACAUCCCAGAUUACCUGUGGGAUUUUGCACCUGCAUUCUCAGAAUAUUGUGUACCGUGACAUGAAGCCUGAAAAUGUGUUACCGGAUGACAAUGGAAACUGCAGACUCUCAGAUUUGGGGCUUGCAGUCAGAAUUAAGGAUGGCAAAGCCAUUAACCAUAAAGCUGGAACUAAUGGAUAUGACUAGAUUAAAAAAAAUGUAAAGUACACAUUCUCUGUGGACUGGUUUGCUCUUGGAUGCAAUGUUUAUGAGAUGAUUGCAGGACAAACUCCUUUCAAGGAUUAUAAGGAGAGGGCCACUAAAGAUGAAGUGAAAAGGAGCACAGUGGAAGACGAAGAGAAAUACGAGCACCCUAUCUUCUCAGAAGAGUAAAAUAAUAUCUGUCGACUGCUUUUGGCGAGAAACACAAAAGAACGCUUGGGCUGCAAAACGGAUGACCCUAGAAAACACCCUUUCUUCAAAUCCAUCAUCUUCCAACAAUUAGAAGCUGGACUUAUCAGGCCUCCUUUUGUGCCAGAACCCAGCACUGUGUACUGUAAGGAUCUUGGCGACAUUGCUGAUUUCUCGGAGGUCUAAGGUAUUGACAUUACUGACAAGGAUAAGCAGUUCUACAGGAAAUUUGUCAUGGGUGCCGUCACCAUCCCCUGGCAGGAAGAAAUGAUUGAAAUGUGUCUUUACGAUGAACUCAAUGAUCCCACCAGGAAGCCAGUAAAGGCAGACACUGAAGAGAUGAAAUCAGGUGUUUGCAUAAUUAUGUGA
Molecule: messenger RNA, 1620 nt
Organism: Amblyraja radiata (thorny skate)
Lineage: Eukaryota; Metazoa; Chordata; Chondrichthyes; Rajiformes; Rajidae
Gene: grk7a
Product: G protein-coupled receptor kinase 7a
Biological process (GO): signal transduction; protein phosphorylation; regulation of signal transduction
Cellular component (GO): cytoplasm
Molecular function (GO): ATP binding; rhodopsin kinase activity
Source: RefSeq, a predicted model, not a curated record